GUCGGAGCUCUGCAUACUUUGGAACUCACAGCCUUUCAAUCGAGCUUGGCAGCCUCCGCACUUUGGAAAUUUGAUCUCUCAUUAUGAGCAAGUUAGUGAAGUGCCUGCGAAGCCGCAAUCCGCGCACACAAGUCGCCCAUCAUGUUCACAAUCAAAGCCCCGCUGGAGCGGAAGCACGAGUUUUCACAUACCGAGAACUUAAUCAUGAUGGGAAUCAUAUUCGCCUCCUUCGUAUUCUGCCAAGGAAUGCGAAGUCACGAAAGGCUCACGGAGAUAACUCGAGCGAGCUCUACUGCGAACUGUUUCACGAAGACCUCGAUCAAUAUCCGUCAUAUAAAGCACUGUCAUACACCUGGGGGAGCGAGUCCGAUCCCAAGCACACGAUAUACCUUAACGGAUUUCAGUUUGAAGUGAGGGAUAAUCUUUGGCACGCUUUGAACCGAUUCCAAUCCGAUUAUGCCGAGCUGGUCGUAUGGAUUGAUGCUAUCUGUAUUAAUCAGUCGAUUGGUAGAGAGAGAAACCACCAGGUUGCCAAGAUGAAGACGAUUUAUGAGAAAGCGACUGAAGUUAUCGUCUGGCUUGGGCCAAGCUAUCAGGAUAGCGACCUAGCAAUCCAGCUUGUGCGGGAGCUCUACCAACACCGCAACUCGACAAGAUGGAUCACUAAACGUUUUUCGAAACCUGAUAUAAGAGAGAAGUUAUUGAGUCUCUGGAAUGUUCUUAGUCGCGAUUACUGGGGAAGGAUCUGGAUUGUCCAGGAGCUCACGGUUGCGAAAAGGAUCGUCUUCUAUUGCGGCGGAAAUUCGUUAAAAGCAAAGCAUUUAUAUACUGUCCAACAACUCUUCCGUCGAAUGUUAGAACUCGAUGGGUUUUCUAGAGACUUGCUAUGCGAUGUUUUACCAGGGAACGCGUACGCUAGAUCCCGCCUUCUCGAUGGCGGAAUACAAGCAAUGUCCUACUGGAAGCAGGAGCUAGUCUCUAUCCGACCGAGUUUCUAUAACUAUUUACUUCACCACUUUAAGAGACAGGCAUCGGAUCCGAGAGACAUGAUUUAUGGACUGGCAGCACUGGCAAAUGAGACUAGUAACUAUAAAGUUGUGGUCGACUAUAAUUUAUCACCAAAGGUCGUGUUUACUAAUUUCGCCCAACUGGAAAUCGAGACUUCUAGGAAGCUGGAUAUUAUUACUCGGCUUGUUCCUGGCCGAAAUUUAUAUAAUUUGCCGUCAUGGGUUCCAGAUUGGUCGAUGGCUGCCAGGUCUCCUUCGCAUUUUUUUCUCCAUAAUGUUAUUCGACCAGAGUUCUGGUAUUGUUCUGCGGGUCAAACUAAAGCAGUUGCUCGCUUUAUUGGGGACGGGAUGAUCUUUAAAGGAGUUAAUAUUGGCUAUAUUGAACUUCUUGGUGCACGGAGCGGAAUGGUCAAUUACUGGGACAUAUUCCAUGGCACCAGAGCACUCCUCAAAUUGUGGGAGCUUAUUGCCAGAAUGGACAAAACAUCAAGUGCAGAUCAUGAAGCCUUUAUUCGGGUUCUGAUUAUCAAUAGGGUAGAGAAAAGGAACCUUGGACUUAGAACUAAGUCCGAGUUUCUCUUGGGAAUUUUGGGUUAUCUUUCUUUGCUUGUGUCGGGUUCGAAUCUGGCCAAACCUGAGACGUCUAUUCUCCUUAGCUACUGGAAAUCCUAUUUAGCUCUGGAGAAGAAAGACAACGCGGCUAUUACAGAGGAUGUCGUGGAAGCGGAUGCUAUGAGUGUUAUGCGACCCUGGAUAGAUCUUAUUUUAAUAAGGAUCUGGGAUCGCCGCUUUUUCAUUAGCUCAUCGAAAGCAAUGGGUCUCGCGUCCCAAGAAGUGAUAGAGGGCGAUAUUAUAUGCAUUCCACUAGGGUGUUGCCACCCUGUGAUCCUUCGAAAAGUCGAAGAUCACUAUAUCAAUCUCGGUGAAGCAUACGUCGAUGGAUACAUGUAUGGCGAGGCGAUGGGGAUGCUAGAAAGAGAGGAGCUGAAGCUGGAGGACUUCGAGUUGCAAUGAAAUAAAUAUCUAUUGGACACCAGCUAACAAUUCCGGCAUGUUUGGAAGAGAGCACAAGUUCCAUUGCUAUGCCCGUCUCCCAUCCAUCAGGACAGACACACCUGUCAUCGUCCACCAACUACCACAUCUCACGCACUGCCACUUGCAUCCACCCCCUUCUUUCAAAGAUACCCACGAAUCACACAGCACUGUGAUCCAGACAUUAUACCUCAGCCUCAACAAAAUAUAUCAACGAAUUCAGGAAAACGAUCUUCAAAACCAUAUUUCCCGCGGCAGAUCUCGGCCAUGGCUCCGUCCUCGGUAUCAGAAGAACAAGGCAGACAUGUAGCAAAGCAGCACCAUAGCUAGGACUGUACAUCUUGAUCAGAAAUUGAGCGGUAUUCAGUGUUGCGUUGCCUUUAUCUGUGAUAAAAUGGCAAUUAGGAUGCGCCAUUAGCUGAAUACAAUGCUUUCUGGAGAUGACCUUUUCUGAUCUGACCAUGGAUAAACCACGCUUAC
Messenger RNA from Hyaloscypha bicolor E, 2519 nucleotides. RefSeq names its product HET-domain-containing protein. Lineage: Eukaryota; Fungi; Ascomycota; Leotiomycetes; Helotiales; Hyaloscyphaceae. Bases 84 to 2021 code for a protein of 645 amino acids. The transcript has a single exon. The record is from RefSeq and is a predicted model, not a curated record.